AUGGUCGGGUUAGAGUCUCUCGACGAUCUUGACCUCGCAAGACUGGACCUGCUCAAGGUCUUGCUUCCUCUCCUCACGCCUGCUGACCCCACCAGCCAGAUCGACGCGCAGGGGAUGGAACAAGGCGUUCUGCUCGGGGCCAGGCAUACCAUCAGGAAGCACUUGCCCGUCAUCUACAUGGAGUACGAGAGCAGCUCGCCCAAGUUGUUCAAGCUAAUCAAAUCGCUCGGAGGAUACAAGUGCUACUCUCACGCGCCCCGGUUGUACAAGGACAGCAACUUCAGAGGAGAAAAGAUCAACAUCUUCGGUCAGAUCCGAAGCUUCAAUGUCUACUGCGUUGCAAAGUCAUCGAUGAAAGUUCCUGGUGAAUUGUCAAGUUUUUGA
Molecule: messenger RNA, 384 nt
Organism: Guillardia theta CCMP2712
Lineage: Eukaryota; Cryptophyceae; Pyrenomonadales; Geminigeraceae
Exons: 4
Coding region: 1-384 (127 amino acids)
Source: RefSeq, a predicted model, not a curated record